ACACGUCGUUAGUAUUCACAAGUUUUGUAAAAUUUUAGGCUAUUUCUUUGUUGAGAGGCUUAUUUACUAUGUAUCAAGUUUUUGAUACUUUUCUCAUUUUCUAGUAUCCCUUAUUUUCAUACAAAUGUGCUUCUAAAUAGGAUUUUACUUAAUUUUCAGUUGUGUUCAUUUAAUUUUAUCUAUUUUAUCCAUUCAAUAGGUGUUGUGAUAGGAUAUAAAAUAGUUUUUGACUGUUAUUAAACUCACAAAAUACACAAUGGCAGAAGAGAAAACAGAAUUUGAUUGGGGUAAUGAAAAACUCCAACGUGCACAGAAGACUGUUGAUGAAUCACCUUACGAUUUAGAAGCAUGGAGUAUUCUAAUCAGAGAAGCACAAAACAGACCUAUUACCGAAGUUCGACCGGUCUUUGAACAACUUGUAACGGUUUUUCCUUCCGCUGGACGUUAUUGGAAAAUUUACAUUGAACAAGAGAUGAAAAUGCGCAACUUUGAAAAAGUGGAGAAGCUUUUCCAAAGAUGCCUAAUGAAAAUCUUGAAUAUAGAAUUGUGGAAAUUGUAUCUUUCUUACGUAAAAGAAACCAAAGCCAGCCUUACAACUUAUAAAGAGAAGAUGGCUCAAGCCUACGAUUUUGCUUUGGAUAAAAUCGGGAUGGAUAUUCAUUCUUACAGUAUUUGGAAUGAUUAUGUUACUUUCUUAAAAAGUGUAGAAGCUGUAGGUUCAUAUGCAGAGAACCAGAAAAUUAGCGCCGUCCGUAAGGUAUACCAACGAGGAGUUAUUAAUCCAAUGAUUAAUAUGGAACAACUUUGGAAAGAUUAUAUGGCUUUUGAACAAAAUAUUAAUCCAAUAAUUGCAGAGAAAAUGGCCAUCGAAAGGUCUCGAGAUUACAUGAAUGCGAGGCGAGUUGCUAAAGAGUUAGAGGCAGUUACACGAGGAUUAAAUAGGAGUGCACCUAGUGUACCACCAACUGGACAUCCAGAAGAAAUCAAACAGGUUGAAUUGUGGAAAAAAUACAUUGCGUGGGAACGGAGUAAUCCGUUGAGAACUGAAGACACAUCUCUAGUUGCUAAAAGAGUCAUGUUUGCGAUUGAACAGUGUUUAUUAUGCCUUGGUCAUCAUCCAGCUGUUUGGCAUCAAGCAGCUCACUUUUUAGAAUUGAGUUCAAAAAUUCUUACAGAGAAAGGAGAUGUGAACGCUGCUAAAAAUUUGAGUGAUGAAGCAGCUACGAUGUUUGAACGAGCUACUAAUACUCUUCUAUCAAAAAAUAUGUUGCUUUAUUUUGCUCAUGCGGAUUUUGAAGAAGGGCGAGUGAAAUACGAAAAAGUCCAUCAAAUUUAUAAAAAAUUUCUUGACAUCCCUGAUAUUGAUCCUACAUUGGCUUAUGUACAAUACAUGAAAUUUGCUAGAAGAGCAGAAGGAAUAAAAUCAGCAAGAACAGUAUUUAAACGAGCAAGAGAAGAUUCACGAUGUCGACAUCAUGUUUAUGUAGCAGCAGCAUUAAUGGAAUAUUAUUGUACCAAAGAUAAAAAUAUUGCAUUUCGUAUUUUUGAGUUGGGGUUGAAAAAAUUUGGCGAUAAUCCUGACUAUAUUCUAUGCUAUAUUGACUAUUUAUCGCAUUUAAAUGAAGACAACAAUACCCGAGUAUUAUUCGAGAGAGUUUUAUCUUCCGGCAGUCUAGAACCGGAAAAAUCAGUUGAUAUUUGGAACCGUUUUUUGGAGUUUGAAUCAAAUAUAGGUGACUUAGCAAGUAUUGUUAAAGUGGAAAAAAGACGGAGUGCAGUAUUAGAAAAGAUUAAAGAAUUCGAAGGCAAGGAAACUGCUCAGUUAGUUGAUAGAUAUAAAUUUCUGGAUCUUUAUCCUUGUUCACCAAUGGAGUUGAGGUCAAUUGGAUAUAUCGCAGUUUCAAGCUUAAGCAGAAGUAACGUAGGUCCAUUACCAAGACCUGCAGACACUGAAGAAGUUAUAGCAGCUCUACCAAAACCAGAUAUUUCUCAAAUGAUUCCAUAUAAGCCAAAGGUUAAUCCAUUACCUGGAGAGCAUCCUGUUUCAGGAGGUACAUUUCCUUUACCACCAGCUGCAGCUCAGUUGUGUACGAUGCUCCCACCUCCAGGAUGUUUUCGAGGUCCUUUCGUUGCUGUCGACAUGUUAAUGGAUGUGUUCAGUCGAAUUCAACUUCCCGAUCAUGCACCUUUGCCAGUUGCUGAUAAUGGAUGUGACACAAAACUAUUUGAUUUGGCUAAAUCCGUACACUGGAUUGUCGAUGAAAGUCAUGAUGGUACUGGAAUUGGAUCAAAAAGACGACGAACUCGUUUAGGUGGUGAAGAUAGUGAAGAUGAAGACUUACCACCACCACCUGUGAAUGACAUUUACCGUCAAAGACAGCAAAAACGUGUUAAAUAAUAAACUAUCGGUGUUAAUUAUCGACAAUGAAUUUUCUAUACAAAAAAACUUAUAACGUAGUUCUAAAACACAAAAAUUGUUCGAUAAAAGCUGGACUACUGAGAACUAUGUAUAAGUUUGAGCUUCAAUUUGUUAAUAGUAAUUGUGAAAAAAACGGUAUAAUAGUGGAAAUGAUAAUAAUUAAGCUGAUAACAGUGAUGAUAAUAAUAUUAAGAACAUUGAAAAAAUAGAAAAUGUGAUGAAUUUCUUUGAAUACUUGCCCGAAAAUUUUUUAUAAACCAUAAAAUUAAUUUUGAUGGAGACAAGUAUUUCAGUGGUGUGUGCUUGAAUGGAUUAAAACUAUUUUUUUGUAAACUUAAACUUUAAUUGAAUAGAAAUGCAAAUGUUGACCAUACUUUUU
Messenger RNA from Chelonus insularis, 2798 nucleotides. RefSeq names its product cleavage stimulation factor subunit su(f) (gene su(f)). Gene Ontology annotation, biological process: mRNA 3'-end processing. NCBI's taxonomy places the organism in Eukaryota, Metazoa, Arthropoda, Insecta, Hymenoptera, Braconidae. Gene Ontology annotation, cellular component: nucleus. Bases 257 to 2398 code for a protein of 713 amino acids. The record is from RefSeq and is a predicted model, not a curated record. The transcript has 13 exons. Gene Ontology annotation, molecular function: protein binding; mRNA binding.